UUCGCGGACUGCCAACCAUCCCCCGCCUCCUCCCUUCUUAAGCUUCCCUUGAUCUCUUCCCACAUCCAAACCUUUAACCCCGCCCCGAUCUGUUCCUAACGACUGCUAAAGACGAUGAUGGAGAAGGAAGAAGAAGUGGAUGGCAAUCAGAGAGCCGGACAAGAAGGCACGAUGGAUCUGCCAUUGCCGGAUCCGGGGCCGGUGAAGGAGGACGUGCUGUCGUUUAGCUGCGACCAGUGCGACAAGGAGACGGUGCACAAGAUCGCGCAGCUCUUGAACCCGGGGCUGGCCGGGGCCUGCGUCGACAACACCACCGGCCUCUUCCGGGGGCCGGCCACGGUGGCGGUCCUCAUCAGGAAGGAGAUGGUGGACUACAUCACGCCGAGGAGCGAGACGUUCGUGGCGGAGACCAUGGCGCAGGGCGACGGCAACGCAGACCCGGCGGAGGAGGCCUCCGACGACCCUGCCGACAUCGUGUCCGACAUCGUCGACGAGUUCGCCCGCUCGAAGCGGAACUUCUUCAGCCGGGUGUCGGCGUGGAUCCUGAGCGACAGCCGGGAGGACAAGAUCGACGACUUCGUGCAGGAGAUGGAGACGAACGCGUUCUGGCCGAUGGACCGACGGGAGGUCAUCGCCGAGACGCUGCUCAGGAACGUCGACUUCAAGAACGCCUACCACUGCUCCAUGAAGUUCGAGUCGGAGCAGCAGUUGGCGGAGCACAGAGACAGCUGCGGCUUCCGGAUCGCGGAGUGCACCAACGAUGGGUGCCGCGUCAAGUUCUCCGCCGCCCACCGGGAGAAGCACGACGCGGAGUGCCCCUUCAAGAUCCUCCCCUGCGAGCAGAAGUGCCCGGAGAGCAUCAUGCGGCGGGAGAUGGACCGGCACUGCAUCACCGUCUGCCCCAUGAAGCUGAUGAACUGCCCCUUCUACCAGAUCGGAUGCCAGUCCGCGUUCCCGCAGUGCACGCUGGAGAAGCACUGCGAGGAGUUCCUCCACUCCCACCUGCUCUACGUUCUGCAGGUGAUCCACAAGCAGGAGGCGUCGGAGGAGGAGAUGGAGCAGCGAGCGCAGCUCCUGGAAAAGUCAGAGUGUCAAAAAGAACUAUGUGAAGCAUUGGAUGUGAGAUCUCUUACCAUGGCAGUCAAGGAGCAGGAAGCAAAGAUGAAGAAACUUGAACGUGAUCUCAGCAUUGCUAGCUAGAAUCUGAGAUGUCUACACCUGUGAACAACAAAAGGAUUCGGUUUCUUUUGUCUUUGGGAAUAAUCCAAUUUCCAAUCUUUAUUCUUUUGUAGAUUUGAUGAUGCUCGGAAGGCAAUCCCCACAAGAGUUUUCUUUCUUUCUUCUUUCUUUUUCUCUUCUUAUCAAUAAAUCACUUCUUGAUCUUCUACCGACAUUGAGACAUUGUUGAGCAUCCUUGAACACCGAGAUUGUUCAUUUAU
This is a messenger RNA of Musa acuminata AAA Group (dessert banana), 1439 nucleotides long. RefSeq lists its product as uncharacterized. The transcript is spliced from 3 exons. NCBI's taxonomy places the organism in Eukaryota, Viridiplantae, Streptophyta, Magnoliopsida, Zingiberales, Musaceae. The record is from RefSeq and is a predicted model, not a curated record. The coding region runs from base 115 to 1200 and encodes 361 amino acids. Gene Ontology annotation, molecular function: zinc ion binding.